Cornus florida is the source of this 1179-nucleotide messenger RNA. RefSeq lists its product as uncharacterized. Bases 1 to 1179 code for a protein of 392 amino acids. Gene Ontology annotation, molecular function: zinc ion binding; nucleic acid binding. NCBI's taxonomy places the organism in Eukaryota, Viridiplantae, Streptophyta, Magnoliopsida, Cornales, Cornaceae. The transcript has a single exon. The record is from RefSeq and is a predicted model, not a curated record.
AUGCCUACAAGGUAUCCAAACCUCAUUGGUGUCAAAAACAAAGAAGUUGCUAACCCGAUUUACCAGGACAAUGUUAGCGUACAGACUAAGGAAGAAAACAUCCUCACUCCAGAUAAACGACAAGCCAUUCUUAACUCUGUCAAAACAACUCCUGAAGGAACAAUUAUCAAAACAGAAGAAGGUGAAGAUAUAGAAGAUGCAGUUGCUACUCUCAUCUUCUCUAUCGCCAAACAAUUCCUCGGUGACCUCUCAAUCGUUAGAGACAAGACCUCAGAAAUUCUAGCCAACCUUCGAUGUUGUAAACUUCAGGAUUUCAGAUGGUACAAGGAUGUCUUCCUCUCAAAGGUCCUCACCAGGACUGAUUGUAACCAAGCCUUUUGGAAAGAAAAGUUCAUUGCUGGACUCUCCAAUCUUUUUGCUGAGAGAAUUCGCAAGCAUUUCAGAUCAAAACAUAAUGGCCACAUUCCUUAUGACUCCCUCACCUAUGGUGACAUCAUUAGUACCAUCACAGCUGAAGGAAUUGCUCUCUGCACCGACUUCAAACUCCAACAGCAAAUCAAGCAUGAGAAUGCCACUAGCCAAAAAGAAUUAGGAACUUUCUGCCAACAAUUCGGCUUCGAAAACCUAACCCCUCCUUCCAAACGAAAAAGUCACACCCACUACCGCAAGCCUUUUCCCAAGAGAUACGAAAACAGGUCACGGUAUAACAAGGGCAAACCCUCAUUUGCAGAUAAAUAUCUCUCCUCUGAGAAAAAUAGACAGAAAAAUACCCCUCCUCCAAAACAUUUUCAAAAGAAACCUGCUACCUCAAAAGCAGAUAUAAAAUGCUUCAAGUGUGGCAAGAUGGGUCACUACAAACACUAUUGUAGAGCCAAACAGAAGAUCAAUGAGCUCGAUCUCCCUGAAACCGUCAGGAGCCAACUGAUGCAAAUUCUUUUAAACUCCUCUGAUGACGAAUCCGACCAUGAUAUCAAUGGUAUUCAAGAAGAUGACUAUCAUGCUGAUACAAAUUAUGAUUCUGAUUCUUCCAACCCAUCUUUGGAUGACCAACCUAUUAAAACCAAAUGCAUCUGUAUGAUUACUAAAGAUCAAGAGUUCAUGUUGGAACUCAUUGACAAAAUAGAAGAUCUUGAUCAACGCAAGGAAUGCUUGAUUAAAUUCACCAACAGCAUUGGCUAA